Seriola dumerili (greater amberjack) is the source of this 1386-nucleotide messenger RNA. RefSeq names its product glutamate rich 1 (gene erich1). The transcript has 6 exons. Bases 280 to 1296 code for a protein of 338 amino acids. The record is from RefSeq and is a predicted model, not a curated record. Lineage: Eukaryota; Metazoa; Chordata; Actinopteri; Carangiformes; Carangidae.
CGGUGGAGAGUGCAGCUGAAGAAGUCCGAAUAUUAUUGCACUUUGGUGUAUGUAAUUAAAUUGCUUUCAAAUAGCUCUAGCUAUUUCUUAACACGCAGAGUUACCACAACUCUUACUACUUCACCUGUGCGUAUUAUGUAGACACCUCGGGUAUGAAGCGAGCUAGUUUUAAACGCUAGCAUGCUGGCUAGCUUGCUAGCAUGUUAGCUAUAGCUGCCUAGCCAUCUACAACAUUCAUGUUUGCACCUUCUUCUCCUCCAGUGAGCUAGGUAUGUCGAUAUGGCACAUAGGAAAGAAGUAUUUCAGUCAAAAGUAUUCCAGAGGCUUUACCCUGCAGGUCCCAAAUUGGAGAAGGAAGCCAGCCCACCACGCAUGGUAGAGGCUGUAGCCAAGAAAACCUUUGUGAAAAGAAAAGCCUCUCAAGAGUACACUGUUGCUGGAAAUGCAGGGCAGAUGCAGAGUACAGCCAAUCCCUGCAGGCGGAUGUACACAGUCCUACCUCCUCCCGCAGACUACAAGACACAUGCUGAGAAAUCUGUCACACUCCCCCAACUAGACAGCAUAAAUAGUGCCAAGGACCCAGCUGAAGAGAGCGUCCAUGAGAGCAAUGAAGAGCUAGACCAAGAUGAAGUGCAAGAAGAGCAGAAAAGAAAAAGGAGAACAAGGAAAAGGAAAAAAACUCCUCAUCAGGAAUCUGGGCAAGGUGAUGCAGCUGCAGGGAGUGAGUCCAGCACAGGUCAGAGUCAGACGGCCGGGCAUGAGGGAGGAGAGCACAUCAGCAGGAACAAGAAGAGGAAGCUGAAGAAGAAACGACACAAAGAGAAGCUGCUCUCCAUGGGCGCCGUGCCCCGAGCUGCUGCCCUGGAGUUCACGUACCAAAAGGAUGGGGAAGAUGAGGAAGCGGAAGAGGAGGAUGAUGAGAGGAGAGCUGCUGAAGUGUCAGACUUUCUCAGGACAACACUGGAAAUCUAUAUGUCAGAUUCCUCUCCGCGCGUAGACAACCCUCCUCUCCUGUCUGGCACAGUGGAUGACCUUCUGAGCCACGUAUCCAGUGGAUGUAAGCCUAACUCUGUCCUGAAGCAGCUCUACAGUCUCAAGGCCUAUGUUCAACGGAAAGAGACAGAGAAACUGGAAAAGGCACUGAAAGAGCUCUAUAACAGCUCCUGUAUGUCUGCAGGGGAAGCCGCUGCAGUUGUUUCACUGUUCCAAUACUGGAUCACAGACAUUCUUCCCAUGCAGAGAGACGAGAACACAGGGCUCUCUACAACACACCCAAGAGACUGUCAGUCACGCUGAGAUAGAGAGACUACUGAAGGAUUAUUUCUACCACUGGAUAUUGAAAUUUUCUUCCUAUAUUUUGCAUUGCAAAAUGUUGGACUUAACAUG